CUUAAGUGCAAAGUUUAGCUCCGAUCUCUCGCGUCUUACGAGUGAAGUGAACAUUUUUAAUUCGAUUUGAAAAAAACAACUAUUCCACCAUUUUUUAAGGAUAAAAGUCAACAGUUUUGCAUUCGCUUGUGCUUAUACUUCUCAUCAACAACAACAAAAACUUGAAAGUGUACAACAUGAAAUUCAACGCAACGCUGGCUUUAAUUGUGAUCUGCGGCUUAGUGGCCUGCAGUCAGGCUUUGCCCGCCAAAAAGAGAUUAGCCUACUACCCACAGCCCGCUGCGGCUCAAUACUAUGCCGCUCCACAGCGCAUGAUGUUCAUGCGUUACGUGCAACCCUCGUACGGUAAUGCCCGCUCUCAUCAAGCUGCAGCCGCGCUUGUGGCUGGCGAUUCUGUCGCUACCGGCACUUAUCUGCAGGAUUGUAUUCACACAGGCUCCGCUGAUGGUGUUGCCGCUGCCUCUGUUCCCGUUGAAGCUGCCAGCUUUUCUGGCGAAGUGCAAGAGGAUGCUAUUGCCGCUGCUGGUGCCCAUGUCGCCCACUCUGUUGCUGAAGCCUAUCCCGCUGCGCCCGUGGCUGUGCCUGAAGAAGAACAACACAAAAUAACCGUCCAGGUUGAUUUGGAUCCUGCCAGCGCUGAGGUGAGCGACGACGAAGCUAAGGAAGCCCGCGAAUAUAGCUACAAUGUUCCAGUUUCUGGUCAUGUUGCUGGUGGCGCUGAUCUUGAGCACAAUUUCGCUGGUGAAGCUGCCACAGUUGCUGAGGUCGAGAGUGCUGAACCUGUUGCCCCCGCUGCCGGUGCCGCCGGCGCUGAUGCUGGUGCUGCCACCGUUACUGUUGGUGUUUCCGGUGCGGCCGAGUCCGAAGUUCCUGUUGCCGGCAGUGUCUCAGCUUCUAAGGGUAUUGACGUGAGCAUUAACUUGCCUGCUCCAGCACCAAUUGCACCAGUCGCACCAGUUGCCCCAUCUGUGCCCGUCGUUGCAGCUAAGCCCGCCAGACGUUACUUGCCAGCCAAAAAGAAGGUCAUCGUUGAAUUGGAACAAGCUGCCGAAUCCGAAGAUGAUGCCGAGAACGCUGUGGCUGUUCAAGAUGAUGACGAUGUCGAAGAGGAAAGCGACGAUGCUUACGCUCUAGUGCCAGUCGCUCCCAAGGUGCCUGCUCGCCGUCCAGUCGCCAAAAAGCCCGCGAAGGCUGGUUGCGCCGGCUGCUCAAAGGCUAAGCCUCUGCCGGCUGGUACCUUCUUCCCCGUCGACUUUGGUGGCGCUACCGGUGGUGCCAUUGCCAUUGCCAAUUCCUUCAGCACUGGUGAGGGUGGUGCCGCCACUAGCCACGCCAUCGCCUAUGGCAAUCCUGAACAAGCACGCACUCACUUGCGCCCCAGCAGACGUCACUAAAAAUCUGUCGCGCAUGAAAUAGAAUUAAAAAAAAAUUUGUGAAAUCAUUACCCAGUAGUGCAACGCAAAUGACUUGAUAAUGUAAUGCCAGGACGAAUUACUUGUAAAACCCUUUUAACAAUUGUUUCUAUUAAUAAUUAUUUUUAUUUUUACCUUCUUAGCCCAAUUGUACAUGACGACCCCACAAAAAAAAAAAC
Molecule: messenger RNA, 1591 nt
Organism: Rhagoletis pomonella (apple maggot)
Lineage: Eukaryota; Metazoa; Arthropoda; Insecta; Diptera; Tephritidae
Exons: 3
Coding region: 177-1394 (405 amino acids)
Source: RefSeq, a predicted model, not a curated record